Colias croceus (clouded yellow) is the source of this 1878-nucleotide messenger RNA. RefSeq names its product juvenile hormone esterase-like. Lineage: Eukaryota; Metazoa; Arthropoda; Insecta; Lepidoptera; Pieridae. Bases 102 to 1823 code for a protein of 573 amino acids. The transcript has 3 exons. The record is from RefSeq and is a predicted model, not a curated record.
UAGUCAUAAGCAAAAGCAGUUUAAUUUUAAUGAAUUUUUUUAUCUUAUCUCAACUGUCAUUAACUCAUUCUCUUUAAAUAUAUGUCUUGGCAUCUGCGACAAUGUUGUUUAAAGUAGGAGUGUUUUGUACAAUAUUAUUUUUAGGAGUAAAAAGUUUAAAUUAUAAGAUAGUGAAUACAAUACAAGGACCAGUGAAAGGUUAUGAAUCAGAUAUUGAAAAUGUAUACAGCUUCUUCUCUAUUCCGUACGCCACGGUGCCCACUGGAUUAGAUCGGUUCAAGCCGCCGUUACCACCGCCAACGUGGACUGAACCGUUUGAAGCUAUUGAAAAGGAUAUUUUUUGCCCACAAUCAGGUCAUAAACUAGACAAUGGUGAUGUAUAUCGAGAACAAUGUCUUGUUGCUAGUGUCUUUACGCCAAAUACGACAGCUGAAAAUUUACCUGUUCUGGUGUACGUGCAUGGAGGAGGUUUUUUUAUAGGUCAUGGUAAUGAAUACACACCGCAACAUUUGGUUAAAAGUGGAAAGAUAAUAGCUGUCACUUUUAACUAUCGUCUUGGACCGCCAGGCUUCCUAUGUCUGGGCACAGAAGCAAUACCCGGUAAUGCUGGAAUGAAAGAUCAGGUUGCGUUACUCAGAUGGGUAAACAAGAAUAUUGCUAACUUUGGGGGAAAUCCUAAAGACGUUACUAUAGCAGGAUACAGCGCUGGAGCGGUCUCUGUAGAUUUGUUAAUGCUGUCUAAAAUGGCUCAAGGCUUAUUUAAUAAAGUGAUACCAGAGAGUGGCGCAAAUACUCUAGAUGCCGGUUUCCAAAUUCAUCCGCUCGAAUAUGCAAAAUUAUACGCAAGAAAUUUAAAAUUCGAAAAUGUUGAUGAUAUAAAAGCGUUAGAGCAAUUUUAUUUGACUGUACCCUUGAAUAAGUUAAUUUCUAUUGAUGUUUUAAAUGGAAUGGACAAUGUUAAAAUAUUAUCUCCGUGUAUUGAGCGAGAUGUCGGUCAGGAUGAAAGGUUCUUAGAAGAUAGUCCUGUGAACAUAAUAACAAGUGGAAAUUAUAAUAAGUACCCAAUUUUGUACGGCUUUUCUGAAAUGGAAGGCCUUUUCCGAAUUGGUAAUUUUGAAAAAAUUAAAAAUAUGAUGAACGAUAACUUUGCUUUCUUUUUACCGAAUGAUUUACAUUUUACUACUGAGAAAGAAAAAGAACAUGUCGUGCAAAUGAUUAAAAAGUUUUACUUUGGUGAUGAUCCUGUGGGUGCAAAUAAUAUUUUGAAGUAUAUUGAUUAUUUUACGGAUACUAUGUUUGCUUAUCAUAUAUUACGAACUGUUCAGCUACAGGUCAGAGCUGGUAAUGAUAAAGUGUAUCUGUAUGAAUAUGUUUUCGUUGAUAAUGAUGUAGAUAUAAUUCCAUAUACAAAGAAACGUGGAGCUACUCAUUGCGCUCAAACAAUGGCAGUACUGGAUUCCCCCAAUGAAGAUAAUAUAACUCAAGAAUACAAAACAAUGAAAAACUACAUGCGAGAUAUAUGGUUGAAUUUUAUACUUAAAGGAGAACCAGUUCCCAGCGGAUCACCAUUUCCUUCUUGGUCACCAGUUACUACAGAAGACAACUUGUCAUACAUGCUUCUCAAUAAUACCAUAGAGUAUAGAGAUAAACUCUUAUAUGAGAGGGCACAAUUUUGGGAAAAAAUCUACGAUAAAUAUUAUCAGCAUCCUUCAGCACCAAAUCCUGAAAUCAACAAUUUUUCUGUUAGAAAUGGAUCGUCUGUUUUAUAUAUUUUGAUGACAUCAUUUUUAUUGCACUACUCUUUACAAAAGAUACCUACUUAAUAUUUAUAGCGUAUAAGUUAGUUAGUUGUGGAAUAAAUUUGAUAUAAAAUAAGAA